UUCAAGGACAACAGUGUCCGGACCCAAAGUACGACGUCAUGCAUAGUUAGUUCUUUCCACAGUGUUGGCUAGUAAAGACGUAAAUUUUAACUCUUCGUUCGAUUUUCUUACUUGUUAUUUAAAAUGGAAUCUUCCAUCAAGUGCGUUUUUUGUAACAGUAAAAGAACAAAUGAUAAACUCGUUGCUUUUACCGUGCAUACGUUAAAAAAGUGCCGGGAAGUGUUGGACAUUCGGAAAAAAUUUAAUUUAAAAUACAAAGAUGUUAUUUUACCAGCAUCAGAAUGUAAUGACGGCUAUCAUAUAAAAUGCCUUAAAAUGUUCUUAGCAGUCAUGAAAAAGUAUUAUGAAAAAAAGGCAUUUACAUCAUCGGAUAUUUCAGUUCAAACAGAUGAACCGACACCAAGCACUUCAUCUGCUCACGAAAUAGAACAAACACAUCAGGAAGGUCAAUCUGCCAUACAAGAACUUUCAGGUGAAAAAUUAACGGAGGCAGCAUUAAGUGUGGAGCAGGAUAUUUGUGCAUUUUGUAAUAAAAAAUAUAAAAAAUCCAAAGGACGUCAGGCACCACUUGUCAGAGGAGAAAAAAAAAUUCUCAUUGAAGCCUUGGCAGAAUAUUUGGAUGUUGUGAAAGAUAGUGAAUUUUUUAAGUCACUUUCUAACGAGCCUCCGCACUUAUUUUAUCACAAAAUCUGUCGGGUUGAAUAUUUUAAUAAAUUUAAAAGCAAUCCAACUGCAGACACAAAAUUUAAUCUGAAUCGGGAACUACACAAGGAAGCUGAUGAUGAAAUUGAUCAGUUCAUCCAAAAAAACAUCAUUGCUCGUGGCAGUUGUUUCUUUUUAAUAUCUCUGGGUGAAAUAUACGAUGAUAUAUUGAAGAAAUUGUACGAAGACCGUGGCUAUAGUUAUGAUGGUUCAUGCAACCUUCAACAUUUGCUGAAUAAAAUUCUUGAUAAAUUCAGUGAUGAAAUUAAAGUCUCAGCUUUCAGAAAUAAAAACGUAAUUUUACCGAAAAAUAAAUUCAUAGAUGAUGGCCUUUUUUCGCUGAAGAAAAGAAGAUGA
Molecule: messenger RNA, 1059 nt
Organism: Anastrepha ludens (Mexican fruit fly)
Lineage: Eukaryota; Metazoa; Arthropoda; Insecta; Diptera; Tephritidae
Exons: 2
Coding region: 124-1059 (311 amino acids)
Source: RefSeq, a predicted model, not a curated record